CUACACCUAUGAAAGAAUUCGUGAACAUGGCUUCUCUACUCUUACCUCGAAGUCAAUCAUCUCACUUUCACCUUCACCUUCACCAUAAGCUGGAUAUGAUGAAGGACCGAAUUCAAUUCACCAUCCUUCUCAUCCCCGCUGAUCUUCGCUGGUAAUUUCACUUCACCUUCACUCCGAGCAACCCAUCCAGGAUGAGAUAUAAAUACCUGACUCCAGGACUUUUCCAUCUCAACACACAUCCCGCGAACCUCGACACCACGGCUUCAAUAUCUCACGAUGGAUACCAACACCGUCUCAGCUGAUCUGCCAGCUACUUUCAAUGAGCUGAAGGCGCGACAGAGGCGAGAGAUCGAACAGCUCGCCUCGAAGCACAGCGCCGAAGUCUUGGAUCUGCACAGCAAGCACCGUAAGGAGUCUGUCGCGUUCACUAACAAGAAGGCCGCAGAGGCGGCAUUCCCUCACAAAGCAGCUCUGGAAUCAGCAAAGGGACCAUCUGCAGCAACAAUCAGGAUUAAUUCCUCGCCAAAGAAACCUAUCCAGUUCACUUCGACCGAGCUCAAGUUCGAGGUUCCGGUUACUACUCGUGACAAGUUCGCAAAAGGACGAGACGUUUAUGUUCCAGAGGGCACCGGGAUCAUCGACCUUUUGAGUGAUGAUGACGACGGCAUACUCGAGAUUACCACAAGCUCCGCAAGUGGUGCCGUCAUCAGCCCAGGAAGCACUUUGGGCUCGGUGGAGUUCCUAUCGCAAAUUGCAACAGCAAUCAAAGAAAUCCCGAGCACCACGAAUGAAGUCGAUUCACCACCAGCAAGGACACCCUGCACACCCAGCAGCACUGGUAGGGCAGACAACAAAGUCUCAGUCCCUACACCAUCGACUCCUCCUAAGCCCCGUUCACCUGGCAAAAAGGUGAUCACCCCGGAUAGACGAACACAGAUCCCACACAAUGAAUUCCGUAGCUAUCAGUUCGAUCGAUCCAAUAUUGUGAAGAACCCAACACAAUACUCUUAUGGACUUCGAUUGGCUCUUGAGCAGCCAGCUCAAGUAGCCCAGAUGUUUAAAGAGUCUCCUGUCGGCGAAGAACACUUCCAACAGGGACCCAACGUAAAGCAGACGGUGACUCAAAAGAUACAAGGCACCAAAGGCUUUUCGGCGUCAAGGACCCUAAAAGAAAAUCCUCAGAAACGUCAGUCGCGAAGAGUUGCUCCGAUGACGCCUCCUCCGGCACUUUCCCUGGGUGGCUAUCCUCUCACGCCUCCAACUUCGGGAUCCGGAGCAGCGUCUUUUACACCAGGCAUCAAGACAUCAACUUCAUCUAUCACGUCUCGUGCCCAAAAGAGCGCUUUCAUCUCACCAACUCAGGUAUCCCCUACGGCGUCCAAGGGCAACAAAAGAAAGACCAUCGGUCUCAGCGACUCGGAAGUUGAAUCAUCCAAACUAUCUAACAGCAAGCUUUCACCAAAGUCACCUCGCGGAAAGCCUACAGUACAAGUUUGAUCCGCAUUGUUGCCUACACCUCCGCAGACCCCUAUACUUGAGCUUCACAGCUCCUCUCCGCCGAAGAGCUUUGUUUCUUCCAGUGCGGCGCUUAGGGAGAAGCGCCAAUCCCAUCUCAAAGCGAGGAAGCAGAUCAAGAUCAUGGCUGAUGGAAAGGAUUCAAUCACAGAG
Molecule: messenger RNA, 1668 nt
Organism: Aaosphaeria arxii CBS 175.79
Lineage: Eukaryota; Fungi; Ascomycota; Dothideomycetes; Pleosporales
Exons: 1
Coding region: 277-1497 (406 amino acids)
Source: RefSeq, a predicted model, not a curated record